Molecule: messenger RNA, 729 nt
Organism: Dichotomopilus funicola
Lineage: Eukaryota; Fungi; Ascomycota; Sordariomycetes; Sordariales; Chaetomiaceae
Product: kinase-like domain-containing protein
Exons: 3
Coding region: 1-729 (242 amino acids)
Source: RefSeq, a predicted model, not a curated record
AUGGCCCCCUCUACAACCACCCCAACAGCCUCCUUGAUAACCACUUCACCCUCCAAACCAAGACUCCCUGCGCCUCUCUCCGAGUCCACUUGCAUCGCAACAACGAAAGAACGGAAAUACUACCGUGCCCCGGCCGUCUUUCUCAAGCGCAGUCUACGGCCGGAUGAGUAUCAGACAGGGCCGGAUGGUGCAACCGUUCAUGUCCCUCACUUGGCGAGGGAGAGGCUGAUGAAUGAGGCGGCUGCGCUGGAUUUUGUGAUGCGGAAUACGGAUUUGCCCGUCCCCCGGGUCUGGGCAUACUUCGAAUCGGACGGCGCUUACUGUCUAAUGACCGAAGCAAUGCCGGGCGUUGAACUGUCGUGUCUUUGGGAAGAUCAGAAGCCGACCGUGUUGGCCGAGUUAGCCAAACACGUAGCUACACUCAAGACGCUGCGGUCGGACCGGCUCGGGGGUCCGACCGGGUUGGUGGUGCCCCCUGUGAGGCUUCGGUCGGGAGGGAACGGGGAAGAACUUUCGGGGGAGAGCGAGACCCCCACUACCCUGCCUAGCAAACCCUACGUCUUCUGCCAUAACGAUUUGCACCAGAACAACAUUCUCGUCGACCCAUCCACACUCAAGAUCACCGCCAUCCUCGACUGGGAAUAUGCCGGAUUCUAUCCUGCUUGGGUUGAGUGCCCUGCUGCGUGCUACACCCGGCUUGGGGAUUGUGUUGGCCUAGAAUUCCAAUAG